Molecule: messenger RNA, 1728 nt
Organism: Daphnia carinata
Lineage: Eukaryota; Metazoa; Arthropoda; Branchiopoda; Diplostraca; Daphniidae
Exons: 3
Coding region: 70-1290 (406 amino acids)
Biological process (GO): apoptotic DNA fragmentation
Cellular component (GO): mitochondrial inner membrane; nucleus
Molecular function (GO): nucleic acid binding; metal ion binding; RNA endonuclease activity
Source: RefSeq, a predicted model, not a curated record
AGCAAAUUUAGAUCACAAGGCUACCUAGGAGCAACUGGAGAAGAAGUGGACAGCAAGAAAGAUCCUGUAAUGCAAAUGGCGUUUACCAGAAGAAUGUUAGUGAUUAUUUCGCUGGCAUUGUUGAUCACUGAUCCAGCUUCCGCAGCAUGCACGUUUAACCUGGAUACAUCUUCGCCCACAUAUCCAUCUCAUCUGGUGGACAGCUCCGACCAAAUCGUUCAACCCACUCUUCAGAAUGGGGUUCGAACAAUCACUUUGGCAGCCAAUCAAGUCGUUACAGUGGCUUGUGAAGGCUCGGGUAAUGCUCUGACAGCCACCGGCGUUCAGUUCAACUCUGGAAAAUGCGCAACGUCUGGUACAUUACUCCAGGUUGGCACGCAGAAUUUGGGUUACGGUUCACUAGGCUGUAAUUCCGUCGUGAAAGAGACUAUCAAGGAAACGGGGACAUGUUCCAGUACUGGAACAAAGAUCGAGAUCGGUUGGCAAGUAAGCACAACAUUCAUCAAUCAAAUAACGAUCUGUCACGUUGAAUCAAAUGACAAUACAUUGUACGCGAUCGACACGAUCUACGGAGCCAAUGUGGCUGCCGACGACAAGCAAAACGAACGUCCUUCUUUCCGUAAAGGAAAUUACUACACUGGAGUUGAUGUUGAUACGGCGUACAGUCAGGAUGGCCAGUUGAUCACCGUAUCUGACAUCGUGGGAUCCAGCACUUUGGGAGCCCAGUACAUUGACGUCAGUAAAAGUUACUACUUCGCCCGUGGCCAUUUGGCUCCCGAUGCGGACUUUAUUGAUGCCGGAAGCCAGGAUGCUACUUACUAUUACAUCAAUGCUGCGCCGCAGUGGCAAUCCUUUAACAACGGCAACUGGAAGGCCCUGGAAUCUGAAACUAGAAAUCUAGCCAUUAGUCGUAACAUUGAUCUGGUGGUAUACACGGGCACUUACGAAGUUCUGACGCUGGCCAAUGUUAACGGAGUACAGAAACCCAUUUACCUCGCCAAAGACGCCAACAACAACAACGUCAUUCCGGCCCCCAAAUACUACUGGAAGGUUGUUCACAAUCCGGCAACAAACAAAGCCACCGCUUUUAUUGGCAUCAACAACCCGCAUCUGUCUAGCGUUUCCGGUGCCGAUGUCUUCUGCUCGGAUGUUUGCAGUCAGAUCGGAUGGAUGUCCUGGACCAACCGCUUCGAUAUCCCUAAAGGUUAUAUGUUUUGCUGCACCGCAGCUGCCUUGCACAAUGUUGUUCCGCACGCACCUAAUUUGGGAAGCAUCGGUUUAUUGGUUUAAGCAGAUUUUCGGUUCAUUUACCCAACACUUUCUACUACCUUCUAUUCCAUUAGCCUACAACUAGCACAACCUCAAACUAGCAAUAAAAGCACAUUUCUUAUUGCUUACCUUUUUGCACUUGUUCUUUGGUAGUCAACUUGUAUUCCUGGACAUUCAGUUUAACUACAUACUAGUUAGACCAGUUUUGCACACGAUUCUCAAUCCCUCGCACGUCACCUUGCAAGGUUUUGACACGAUGAAAAGAUAAUGGAUGAAUCACUGUGUAACCCUAAAGUCCAGUUUCAGUUAAAUGUUAUUCGCUUCGUUUCAAAGUUGAUUGUCAGUAAAAGAAACUCGACGUGACUCGACGUGUUAACCACUAUUCAGUUACCGGUUUCGCUUGCUGAAAUUAAAAUGCCGCACAGCUCUUGGUAAAAUAUAAAUCAUAAGUAAACACAA